Molecule: messenger RNA, 753 nt
Organism: Dovyalis caffra
Lineage: Eukaryota; Viridiplantae; Streptophyta; Magnoliopsida; Malpighiales; Salicaceae
Source: the annotation of a GenBank genome assembly
AUGGUGAAGAUAGAUUUUGGCAGUCUUGGUGACUCUUUCAGUUUUGGCUCCCUCAAGGCUUAUCUGUCUGAGUUCAUUGCCACUCUUCUUUUUGUGUUUGCUGGUGUUGGAUCGGCUAUCGCUUACAAUAAGCUCACAACAGAUGCAGCCUUAGACCCACCUGGCCUUGUUGCGGUGGCAGUGGCUCAUGCAUUUGCACUGUUUGUGGGAGUCUCCGUAGCAGCAAACAUUUCAGGCGGCCACUUAAAUCCAGCUGUCACCUUUGGACUGGCCAUCGGAGGCAACAUCACCAUCCUUACUGGCCUGUUGUAUUGGAUUGCUCAAUGCCUCGGCUCCAUUGUCGCAUGCCUCCUCCUCAAAGUCGUCACUAGUGCUGAGAGCGUCCCAACCCACGGAGUUGCUUCAGGGAUGAAUGCCAUUGAAGGAGUGGUGAUGGAGAUUGUCAUAACCUUUGCACUUGUCUACACUGUCUAUGCCACAGCCGCAGACCCCAAAAAGGGCCCCAUUGGAAUUAUAGCACCCAUUGCAAUUGGGUUCAUUGUUGGUGCUAACAUACUUGCUGCUGGCCCAUUCAGUGGUGGUUCGAUGAACCCAGCUCGCUCAUUUGGCCCAGCUGUGGUCAGUGGAGACUUCUCGCAGAACUGGAUCUACUGGGUGGGCCCACUCAUUGGAGGUGGAUUGGCUGGGCUUGUUUAUGGAGAUAUUUUCAUUGGGUCUUAUGCCCCAGCCCCAGUUUCUGAAGAAUAUGCCUGA